Leptonychotes weddellii (Weddell seal) is the source of this 407-nucleotide messenger RNA. The record is from RefSeq and is a predicted model, not a curated record. NCBI's taxonomy places the organism in Eukaryota, Metazoa, Chordata, Mammalia, Carnivora, Phocidae.
CGGACCGGGGGGCUGCGCCGCAGCGCCGCGCUGGACCGGGACUAUCUGCACCGGCCCAGCUACUGCGACGCCGCCUUCGCUCUGGAGCAGAUUUCCAAGGGGAAAGCUACUGGCCGGAAAGCGCCGCUGUGGCUGAGAGCGAAGUUUCAGAGACUCUUAUUUAAACUGGGUUGUUACAUUCAAAAAAACUGCGGCAAGUUCUUGGUUGUGGGCCUCCUCAUAUUUGGGGCCUUCGCUGUGGGAUUAAAGGCAGCUAAUCUCGAGACCAACGUGGAGGAGCUGUGGGUGGAAGGUAAGAGACCCAGCGCCCGCCGCGGCGCCCUCUCGUCCCCCAGCCCGGGCCCCUUUCCCUGCCUCCUUCCAACUGAUAAAGAUAUUUGCCAGCAUACACCUAGGGCCUUUCUGUG